AAAUUUCAAUGCAAACGCAAUUUAGCAUGUCUGAUUACAAAAUCGUAUUGCGAUGUUUUAAAAUCAGGAGUUGGGUCACAAUAUCUAUAGUGCGUAUUUUGAGAGUUGACAAGGCGCGGUUUAGUCAACGAUGGCUGACAAAAUGAAAGAAGUAGAAGUCUUUUUGCCGGAACUGAAAAAGAAAUCGAAAAAAUUUGGAUGGGCAGGAUUUAAGCCUGAUUGUUUACAAAUAUUUAAUGGUCCAAAAUGCUUUCUUGUUGUUCUUGUACCAUAUACAAUAUGUCAAGCCAUAAUAGCAAUGGGUUUGUCCAAUCUCACUUUACCGAGUAUUGAGAAAAGAUUCAGUCUGACCUCAACAGAUCUUGGAGUGAUAAUGGCCUCAAAUGACGUCAUGGCUUUAGUGCUGGUGCUGUUUAUUAGUUUCUACGGUGACUAUGGUAACAAGAUUCGUUGGAUUGGCGGAGGUGGCGUUAUUUUAGGUAUUGGUUCAUUAUUGUAUGCUCUACCGCACUUUCUUAUUGGUCCAUAUGACUCAUCGCAUAUGGGAAGUAAUGGAUUCAUAUGUAUGAUUUCUAAUACAACAUCUACACAAUGUAAUAUGAAAAGUGACAGUAGAUGGUAUUAUAUGGCAAUAUUUAUUAUUGCGCAAUUAAUAAUGGGAGCUGGCACAUCUCCAUUUUAUUCAUUACUACCCGCUUACCUUGAUGAAAAUGUCCAUCCUAAACAUACACCCGUUUAUCUCGCCAUUUGGACAUGCGCAACAUUCCUCGGUCCAGGCCUAGGAAUGAUUGUUGGAGGAAAAUUUCUCAGCAUUUACGUGGACCUGGAGAAACCCAAAGGUGUGAACCUCAAGCCACGUGACCCACAAUGGAUCGGCGCAUGGUGGUUGGGUUUUGUCAUAUUUGGAAUCCUUACUAUCAUAUUUUCUAUUCUUCUACUUGCGUUUCCCCGUGAGUUGCCUGGGUCGAGAGAAGUACGAAAAGAAGAAAUAGAGAAAGGAAAUCUAAGACCAGCAAAAAGCGCCAUAAAACCAACUAUGAAAAAACUUCUUCCUGAAUUGAAAGAUUUGCUGACAAAUUGGACGUUUAUUUUCAACACGUUGGGUCUAACUUCAACCUUACUUUUUAUAGGUGCCCUUAUUCCCUUUUAUCCUAAAAUACUUAUUGUUAAAUUUGGUGUUCUUCCAGAGAAAGUUGGGUAUGUUUUGGGAUCAAUAAUGGCACCAACAAUGAUUGUGGGAAUUGUAAUUGGUUCUGCAGUAGUAAAGAAAUUUUCUCAAAGAUGUUUGCAAAAAAUCUGCACUUUUUAUAUUUUUCCUGCGUGCUCUUGGUUUCAUAUCACCGUUGUCUUUCCUUAUUCUGGUUGUAAUAAUAUAAAUUUAGCUGGAGUGACGACACCUUACGUCACAUAUGAUUCAGUAAAUUCCACGACAGAGAACAUUAUGAAUAAUGAUUUGUCACUCAUUCACACCUGUAAUGAUAAAUGUGGCUGCUCAAAAAGUCGUUUUACUCCAGUAUGUGGUUCUGAUGGUCUCACAUAUUUGAAUCCAUGCCAUGCUGGAUGUAAAAUAGUUUUCGGAAACGGGACUUUAUCAGGUUGUUCAUGUGUUAAACGCCAUUCUCAAUCUCAAGGAAAGAUUGGAACAGCCAAAAUGGGAGUAUGCGAUAGAGAUUGUAAAAAUUUUAUCCUUUUGUCAGUUUACUGGCGAUUGAUAUCAUCCUCCAGUUUGCGAAAAUGGUUCCAGACAAAACAGACACUAAGGUGUGUUCCGGACGAUAAACGAGCGUUUGCAAAUGGUGUUCAAUACAUAUUUAUGAAAGCGUUAGGUUUUCUUCCCGGUCCUAUUUUAUUUGGUGGCGUUGUUGACAACACAUGUACUGUGUGGCAGAAAACAUGUGGUGUUAGAGGAAGAUGUUUUGAUUAUGAUAUUGAGAAAUUAAGUUACGCUGUGUGCGUACUUGGUGUUUCUUUAACAUUCGUAUCCGUUGUAUUUUAUUUCCUCUCGUGGUUCCUCUACAAACCCGAAGAUACAAUGGACAACGUCGGCAACGAAACGACCAACAACUUUGAAUUUUUGAUAGAUAGUAAAGAAACGAAUUUAUAAUAACAUCAAAUAACGAAAGAAUUGCAAAACAUUAUCGUAAAAACGUAUUUUCAUACAUAUAAAUUCCACAUUUUAUAGUGAAAUAUAGCACUAGAUAAUCACACAGCGAAUUCACUAUCUCUAAAUACAAAGAAAAUUUAACCUGCUACAACAGUAAUUCGGUAUAGAGUGAACUAAGUCUGGUUUACACGAGAGAAAUAUGCAUAACUUGAGCUAUCACAAUCAACAAAUCACGAGUAAUGAUUCAAACGCAAGCUUAAUUAAAGGAAUAAAAGGACAAAAGAAUAUUUCAAUAAAA
Molecule: messenger RNA, 2402 nt
Organism: Xenia sp. Carnegie-2017
Lineage: Eukaryota; Metazoa; Cnidaria; Anthozoa; Malacalcyonacea; Xeniidae
Product: solute carrier organic anion transporter family member 4A1-like
Biological process (GO): transmembrane transport
Cellular component (GO): membrane
Molecular function (GO): protein binding
Source: RefSeq, a predicted model, not a curated record